Messenger RNA from Echinostoma caproni, 1554 nucleotides. The record is from the annotation of a GenBank genome assembly. NCBI's taxonomy places the organism in Eukaryota, Metazoa, Platyhelminthes, Trematoda, Plagiorchiida, Echinostomatidae.
AUGCAACCAGGACCAGACUCACUAUCACCGUUGUGGCAAAAGUAUAGUACCGUUUUCUCACCGAAUUCACUGGAUCAUGCUCACGUGUUACAUCAGCGGACUACACCACUUCAGUUUUUGGUCGACCACUUCCGGAAUCAGCUGAUCAAGGAACAGGUUUCAGCCGUACGGAAUUUGGAUUGUGCAAUUGCAUCACCAGGUUCCAUGGCUCAUCCUCAUCUGAUGGAUGGAGACGUACGGCAUCGUUUCAGGUCACGAGUAUCAAAUAUCUCAAUGGAAACCAUGCAUGACUCCGCUACUCAUCAUCAUCUCCCGUCUUUCGUCAGUCCAGACACACCUCAGGUUGACGGGAUGCCCUUCCCGUGUCUUCCAUUACUUCAACAAAUCAACAAAAUCUUUCCUGGUCUCAUACAUCAAACUUCGGCUAAAUCUGUUAUGGGAACGGAGAAAGCUCUUUUUGUGCCACCAAAUCCAAACAUUCUUGGUCACUUAGCUUAUCUUCAUCGUUUGGCCAUGACCGUAUUCAUGCACCAGAACAACCCCGACACAAGCAACACAGGAAUCACAAAUGACAACCACUUCCUGAACCAUUCGUCUACUGUUGAUCUUUCUAUUCCCACAUUAGAUGCCGAUCGAGUCAUGUCUGAUCAAACAGCAAAUGCAUCAUCAUCGUCAUCUACUUCCUCGUCCUCUACAAUAACUCCUACGGCAGCACUAUCAACAAACUCAAUAACAACGGUAUCAAGUGAGAUUGCCUCAAUACGUAUCAAAACAGAUUUACAACCGGGGGAGCAAAACAGCCUAUUUGGGCACCCUGGUACAGGUUUGAACUUAACUGUGGCAUCUUCGAAAUCGCUAGAAGCAAAGGGACAUUUGAUUAGCUCGAGCAAAUCUGGUUUUCCACUAUAUUCCAAGGGAGAUGAUCUACACCGAAAUGACAAUGGUUUGGAACGAAACGCAUUUGGUUAUCCGUUUCCCGAUUUUGAUUCCAUACUGUUACGUCACAGACCUUCAAUUUUGCCUAAUCACGACUUGUGGGCAAGCAGCCUAGGUAAACCAAUCCAUCAAAUGUUACCUGCACCACUCCCCAUUCACCAGGGGAAAAAGUUCGGAUGCAGGGCUAGUGACGGUGCUCUUCCUGCUCAAGAAAACUUGCACGAAUCAACAUUCAAUCUUGUGGAAGCUCCUCGAGUGGUUCGACUGAGCAAUUGCUCUUUGAAACCGAUCGAUCAGUUAACGGUGUCUGAUUUCGUGGCCAGUGCCCUACAUCCAACCGCCAGUGGUCACGCUUCACCGGUCGCAGCAAGUUUGACUGAAGCUUUGUUAAACCAGUGCGGACUGGAACUGAGCUGGGUCAAAUUGGCUCAUAUUCGUGAACGCCCAGGAUCACAGACCAUACGAUUGCUUUUUAACGUUUCGUCUAAAAGACAUCGACUUCCAGUUGGAACAACUGAGCGCAUUCAGGGCAGACACUCCUCUCGGAUGUUAUGGCCUCAGUUCAGUGGGAAAAGCUUCAAAGUGAGUUAUCGCUUGCAUGUAGUCCGAAUUCAAUGA